GCUGUGACCACCUAACUGCGAGUGCCCUGGCUGGACCAGCUCGUCCCGCUUCACCUCCUUAAGUUACAUCUUGGGCUUUGUUCCUGCGUCGAGAUGCCCUUCUCUUUCGUCCCAAGGUGCGCUAUGCAGCGGCGCGUGUUGUCCAGAUCCAAAAGUUGGGGAGAGUUGAAGGUUACAAAAGGUCUAUGAGAAUUUAAAGACCUCAGACCCAACAGAUCCAUCAUCCGCGAGUCAGGGAUGCCCUUUGCAAACGUCAAGCAUGCAUGACUAGCAAAUCCCCGCCCACCGGACCCUACGACCUCCAUCUUCAUCUCCAUCAACUCCAUAAACUUUGACGAUAGCGUCCGAGCUUUCAAGCUUCCAAAGCUUCCACCCCGGGCAUCGGCCAUCCGCUAUCUAGAUCUCCAUCCGAUCGAGCGACCAAUAUCAACCAAAGGACCGACCGCCAAAUUUUGAGACAAGAUCUCUUUGGCAAGACAACCACAAAUACCCAUCGUGACAACACAUCACUCACCACGGUGAUUUGUCACCAAAACAAACAAACAAACGAAACACAGCAAUAAUGUCAUCCGCAACCCCCUCCCCCGUCCCCAGCUCCGCCCACGGGCACCACAAACGGCACUCCAUCCUGCCCGCCGUCUCCCAAUCCGGCCCAAAGCCCCCCGUGCAAUUCUCCUCGUCCUGCACCAUCGCCGACAGCGCCCUGCUCACCGGCCCGCACACCAUUAUCGUCAGCACCGAAAGCGUGAUUCACCCGCGCGCGCGGCUCGAGUCGCUAGGCGGUCGCGUCACGGUUGGACGGCGCUGCAUCGUGCACGAGCGAGCUUGCUUGGGGGCGGCUGACCUCCAGGGGAGGUACCACAAAGGGAGUCCGGAUAAGGAGGGCCGCUCGAUGGGCGCGGUAACACUGGGGGACUACGUGACAGUCGAGGUGGGCGCGCAGGUUGAGAGCGGCGGGACGGUAAUUGGGGAGGGCACGACGGUGGGCAUUGGGACGAGGGUUGGGGCGGGGGCUGUUGUUGGGAAGCAUUGCACCCUGACCGCCAACAGCACCGUUGCAGCAGGUGAGGUUAUUCCAGACUACACGGUGAUUUACUCGAACGGCCUACGGAGAAUCGACAGGAGAGGAGUGUCGGAAUUGAAGAACAAAGCACAAGCGCGCCAAAUCGAUGUUCUUAGACGAAUGAUACCCAGCAACCCCGGAAAGUUCCAAUAAUACCCAGAUUACUCCCUGGUGUGCUGGUAAUGAGUUCACAUGCGGUGCUCUAUUGUUCUGGCUGCAUGUGAAAGAGACUUAUCAUCACAGAAAUCUUACGAUGAUGGCAUCCCAGAAUCCACCGAUAUUGCGUGGCAUACAGAAAGAGACAUGUCAAAAGGGGUUUGGUUAUCAAUUCCUUCCAUACUAGGGCUAUGAAUGCAUUUAAACAAAAAGAGAGGAACAGCUCGACUCUGCGGAAGAAAGUGGGGAAAAUAGCUGGAGGGUCGUGACAAAAGGCUAUGGGAGAAGAGAAAAAAGAUGGAUAUUGACGAAGGGGAAAUGCAUCACCAAGAGAAAACGGUAGCUCGGAGUCCCAUGUUGCGGAAAAUGCAAAAAAAUGAAGGAACGAUCGGGAAUUGAGCCCGACGUGGGGGUCGAACCCACAACCUUGAGAUUACGGAGGAACUCCUUAAGAGUCUCACGCUCUACCGAUUGAGCUAGCCGGGCAAGCGACUAUCAAUCACUCCUUGAUGGAAGGAACCCUGGGUCCAGCUCCUAUAACGUUCAUUUUACUAAAAAUCCCAACGUUCAAUGCAACCAAAAC
Messenger RNA from Neurospora crassa OR74A, 1802 nucleotides. RefSeq lists its product as hypothetical. Bases 563 to 1216 code for a protein of 217 amino acids. Gene Ontology annotation, cellular component: dynactin complex. The transcript has 2 exons. Gene Ontology annotation, molecular function: dynein complex binding. Gene Ontology annotation, biological process: mitotic spindle organization. The record is from RefSeq and is a predicted model, not a curated record. NCBI's taxonomy places the organism in Eukaryota, Fungi, Ascomycota, Sordariomycetes, Sordariales, Sordariaceae.